Messenger RNA from Fundulus heteroclitus (mummichog), 1380 nucleotides. RefSeq lists its product as uncharacterized. The transcript is spliced from 8 exons. The record is from RefSeq and is a predicted model, not a curated record. NCBI's taxonomy places the organism in Eukaryota, Metazoa, Chordata, Actinopteri, Cyprinodontiformes, Fundulidae. The coding region runs from base 58 to 1011 and encodes 317 amino acids.
GCUAGUGCAACAAGAACACUAAGUGACACAGUGGACCUGGACACAGCUACGCUAAGCAUGGAACAUUGCAUUUUAACAGAUGAAACUACCCAAGGCACUUCAGGUGGCACCAUUGUGACACAUGGAGCUACUGGCACCACUACCAGCACUUUACAGACAGAUCUGCAGACUGACCAGGGGCCUGCCGAUGGCACACCUGUGUUCACCUUCGGUUCACUUACUGAUGAGGAAAUGGCACAUCUGGGUGUUGCAGUAUUGCCCGUCGAAGCAUCACCAACAUGCUUAACUCCACCACCUACAUAUGCCAUCAUAUUUGAUAAUCUUGACUUCUUUGUUCGCACACACCACCAGUCUGUCGUCCGAGGGAACAAGUCACUUCACUGGAUCCACCACCUUGUCGUGGAAGAUAGAGUGCCUUCACAUUAUCUCAGCAAGGACAAGCCCACUCAGCCAAUCAUGGAGUACGACAUUGGGGACUCCCUCCCGGGUCCUGAAACCCAGGCCCAUAUGCGCCGUGAACACAUAGUCCUGGGCAGCCGUAUCCUCACACAGCACUUAGAUGCCUUCAAGCCAUUCUCAAGAGUCGUGGUUCGUCACAUCCCUCACAAGUUUUCAAAGAUUAUGUCAGAGGCCUCCACCCACUACCCUCUUGGAAUCCUGUUCAAGGAUGAAAACAAAUCUGGAGACUUGGUGGAUGUUCUACAGCACCUCCAGAAAGAGUAUGCUCCAAAGGGCCCAGAUGGACUGAAGAGCAUUCUAGUCGGCGGUGACCGGCUGACGGAGGGGAACAGUAGGAACCUUCAGUGGAGCUUUGCUGAAGGGGAAAGUGUGGAAGACCGACUUGAAGGGCUUGUUUUCAAGUUUGAGGACUGGCAUGCAAUCCGAAACUUGUUUGAGAUCUAUCACAAGGUCUUCUUCAAAGAGGGCUCUGAAAGAGAUCAUGGGACACUGCUUUCUAACAUGAACAGGCUGAGGACUAUUCUUUGUGCAGAUGAACUCCAGCCACCAUGAAUUAAGGCUUGGUAUUUUUUUUACUCGUGUACUGAGCAGCAAUGCGAAACAAGGCCCACAUACUGCAUUCAAUGCAUAUAAAGAGUUUCUGCAGAAGGACACGGCUGCUCUCUUCUUGGUCGCUGCGAUGGAGCAUUUUGGACUGAAGGAUGUUGGAGAUGUCCCAGAAGGUUUUAUCCCUGACCACAUCCAGACUGGUUCACUGGAGCUGAGAAGGAGCUGGCUGCAUGAAGUUGUGUCCCAAGUUGUGGACAGAUUUGUUGUGUUUCCAAACACUGCUGACAUUUUAACUGGAGCCAGAGAUGCUGCUAGCGACCAGCCUCUAAAGGAACAGGAACUCCCAUGCUGCAUGCCAGGUUGCAAGGCGGU